Amblyraja radiata (thorny skate) is the source of this 1026-nucleotide messenger RNA. Its product is annotated as skin secretory protein xP2-like. Gene Ontology annotation, biological process: proteolysis; regulation of inflammatory response; regulation of apoptotic process. The transcript has a single exon. The record is from RefSeq and is a predicted model, not a curated record. The coding region runs from base 34 to 1026 and encodes 330 amino acids. NCBI's taxonomy places the organism in Eukaryota, Metazoa, Chordata, Chondrichthyes, Rajiformes, Rajidae. Gene Ontology annotation, cellular component: NLRP3 inflammasome complex; IPAF inflammasome complex; AIM2 inflammasome complex. Gene Ontology annotation, molecular function: cysteine-type endopeptidase activity.
AGCGGAGUUUAUUUGGUGAUCCACUGAGAGAAGAUGGAAGCUGCAGACAAGAAGCUGAAAAGGUUGAGGAACGGUUUGGUGAAAGGCCUCAGCCAGGGCGUCAUUGGUGAUCUAAUUGAUAAAAUGCAGGACGCAGACGUGAUAAACAAGUCUGAAUGUGAAGAGAUUUGUCAAGUAAAUAAAACAACCAAAAACAAGGCAAGAUGUCUUAUUGAUAUUGUGCGGGGAAAGGGAUCUCGCGCCAUUGAAAAACUAUUUCAGAGUCUGAAUACUACAGAUAAAGAGCUGUGCCACCAUCUGGACAUUUCCUCGAAGGAAAACAAACGUGUCCCAACCACUCCACUAGCACCAGUGAUAGAAGAAUGUAAGACUCCGCGUCCAGAGCCACCCACUCCACCAGCACCAGUGUUCCUCAGUCCUGGUGACCGGUCGACACCGUCUACACAGUGGCAGAAUAAUGAGCUUUCUCAGAUGGCGGGCAGGCCAGCAGUGGGACCGGGGCGGGCCGUGCCGCAGGAAUACGACGGAACAAUCCCCACCAAACCCACCUUCACCCAUGGAGCUGCCACACAGAUAUUCCAGCAGGUUGUUAUGCCAAAUGUCUCCGUUCAGCCGCAUUUCAGCAUGAGCCCAUCUGUAUGGGGAGGAAAGACACCCCGGCGGGCACCAGAGCAGAAAGAGCCCGGCAAGGGGAAGCCGGUGGGCCGCGGAGCCCCAAAGCAGAAGAAAGUCGGGGCUCCAAAGCCGAAGAAAGUCGGGGCUCCAAAGCCGAAGAAAGUCGGGGCCCCAAAGCAGGGGGAAGCCGGUGCCCCAAAGCGGAAGAAAGCCGGGGCCCCAAAGCAGGGGGAAGCCGGGGCUCCAAAGCGGAAGAAAGCCGGGGCCCCAAAGCCGAAGAAAGCCGGGGCUCCAAAGCCGAAGAAAGCCGGGGCUCCAAAGCCGAAGAAAGCCGGGGCUCCAAAGCCGAAGAAAGCCGGUGGGUCGCGGGGCAAGGGGAAGCCGCGGGGCCGCGCCGCACCAGCACCCUAG